AUGGGAUUAGAGCUCUCAAAACUCGAUCGAGUUGAAGCUUGGCCGGUCGAGUUGAGGAACUCGACCGGUUGGUCGAGUAGACGGUCGAGCUGGUCUUCAAGAUGGCUUCUCCCUUCUUCCUUUGCGUAUCCAGUUGAGCUGCGUCCAUGUGCCAAGUCCCUCCAUGCUCCUUACGUCCCAUAUGCUCCAGAAUGCUCCAAAAGACCUAUUUCAAAGGACCAAACAUGCAUAUCCAUCACAACUCAAGUCAAUAACGAAGUCUUCACAAACCAACCUGAAGAACCGGAUACGCCGGAACCAACAUGGGAGGAUUAUCUUGGACACCAGAACGUAUCACCCACGUACUGGACAAGGAAACUCAACGAGAUCGCUGGAUACACAUCAUCAAUGGAGCAUGGAGAAGGAAGCAUACCUCAAGAUCAAGGAGAAGCUAAUGCGAUAUGGUGUACAAUGUAUGGAGAACAAGAUGCACCAAACUCGGUGGCAGGCAAUGAAUAUCAAAUACCGGAUCUUAACCAAACCACGGAGGAAGGUACCGGAGAGAAUGAAUGGCCACAAGAUGAUGAAGGUCUUAACUUAGCAAGAAGGUGGGAUGAGAUAAUCGCCACAGAAUUGGAGAAUCUCAGAACAGAGGGUAAUGGCCUAGAGCAAAUGGUGUCACGCCAAAGGGGAAGGCCUCCCAGAAGACUCGCGAGGAUGAGAGUCCCAGCACCGUCUCAAGUCACGCUACCAUGCGAUCAAUGUGGAAGGACGGGACAUCAUAGCAGAGCAUGUCCCAAUGUGCGAGCUAGAUCAAGGAUGAAUGAAAGGCAGAACAUUUGCCUUACUUGUGGAGAGAAAGGACAUUUCUCAGCAGACUGUCCAAGGAACUGCCCCAGUACUAGUCAACCCACCCGCUCAACCACAAGGAGAGAGAGGCGACCAGGGAGUGGAAGCCGUAGAAUGUAA
Messenger RNA from Microthlaspi erraticum, 948 nucleotides. Lineage: Eukaryota; Viridiplantae; Streptophyta; Magnoliopsida; Brassicales; Brassicaceae. The record is from the annotation of a GenBank genome assembly.